Molecule: messenger RNA, 1102 nt
Organism: Melanaphis sacchari
Lineage: Eukaryota; Metazoa; Arthropoda; Insecta; Hemiptera; Aphididae
Exons: 4
Coding region: 266-898 (210 amino acids)
Source: RefSeq, a predicted model, not a curated record
ACGAGAGGGAGCGCGAGCCGGUCGGAGACGUUCUCUCGCAUUCUGUCCUAAACAGUGCGAACAGCGCGACUAUGUUAGAUAUUACUGCAUUGUUUUCGGUAAAUGAACGAUAAAAUACAGGGUAAUCUAUCGGUAUUUCUAUGCUUACAGAUCGCUCGUAAAUUAAGUUUAUACAAUUACACUGACGGCAAUCAAUUAUAUUUAUAACCACACCACACGGAUAUGAGAUAAAGUUUUCAUUUUAUCAAUAACAUUUAAAAAUAUAAUGUCUGUUGGUUUUCCGCAAUGGACGAAAACUACGAUGGUUUGGUUUUUCGUAAUCGUUAUAGGUCUAACAUAUUCAGCAACCAUCAAAAAAGAUAUAACAUGUUAUGUAUGUACACCAAAUCCAAUUUCUGAUAACACAGAAACUUCAGAAAUUUCUAUUACGUUUUCAAAUUAUAACAUUGAAACUAUACCAACUUGUGGGUCAAACGCUGCUAUCAAUUUUACAUUAAAAUGUCCAGAAGGAUAUAAAGGGUGUCUAACUAAAACUUAUGGUAAAAGUAUAUUGAAAUCUUGCAAUGAGUAUCCAAUCACUGAUUGUAAAAUAGCAAAUAAUGUGAAAUAUUGUUUUUGUGCUAAUAAUUUAUGUAAUGAUGCAACAGUCUUAACUCCAGUUCCAAUUUCAACAGAUGAUGAAGAUUUAGACCAAUUGCCAGAAGAUGGAAGUGGGUUAUUUGAUGAUUUGACAAAUUUAGAUAAACAUAAAUUCACCAACAAAAUUAUUAACACUACAGUAAUAUUAAAUACAACUAUGAAAAAUAAUACAUUUACGAAGGCAUCAGCUGAUAAACUAUUGCUGCCUAAGCGUAUUUUUAUUUUAAGUUUAGUAUUCAUAACUUAUAAAGCUUUAUAAUGUUGAUAACCUUUUUAAAAUAGUUACAAGUCUAUAACAUUGCAAAAAUUAGUGAUAUAUUUUAAUAAAAUCAUGAAAUAUGGAUGUAUAAUAUUUUAAAUAUAAUUGGUUAACGUUCCUUAUAAUUUUUAAAUUCUAAAUGAAGCAAUAAAAAUAUCCUUAAAAUUGACUACUUAACCUAUUUCAACAGGAAUAUUUUAAAUA